CCGACAAAGCCCGAUCAUCUUAUCCGGCCACCUUGCAAGCCUCACUGACUCAAUUCCUGUUUUUGGCACUCCAAAUGGCACACGCUCCCGUGUCCAGUUCCCUAGUAUGUUACCCGCUCAGACUAGGACCCGGGGAAGAAAUAAAAGGGACUUUAAUCAAGUUUGUGGAGGAUAAUAAACUGAAAGCAGCUUUCUUACUCUCAGCCGUGGGCAGCGUCACCAAAGCUACAUUACGCAUGGCCGAUUCCAGCACAAUAUCAACUUUCCAAGGUCCGUUUGAGAUCGUCUCCCUUGUCGGAACAUUGUCACACGGGGGACACCUGCACGUGGCGUUGUCAGACGCCGAGGGGAAAAUGUUAGGUGGUCACGUGAUCGGCGAUAUGGAGGUGUACACGACGGCAGAGGUCGUAAUUGGUGAAUGCAGUGAAGCUGUGUUCCGGAGAGAACCGGAUUCACAAACUGGUUAUGACGAGUUGGUCGUCACACGGAAGACGAAUUAGACUUGAAGACAUUUCCUUCAAUUUAUCAACCAACUUCAUGUAACACGAGGGGCCUCCGUGGCUCAGUUGGUUAGCGCGCUAGCGCAGCGUAACGACCCAGGAGUCUCUCACCAAUGCGGUCGUUGUGAGUUCAAGUCCAGCUCAUGCUGGCCUCCUCUCCGGCCGUAUGUGAGAAGGUCUCUCUGAUCAUGUAACACGAUUUAUCCCAAUUUCACCGAACCACACAAAUCGUCUACAAAUCUCUUAGUUGUUUUAAAAAAAAAGAAAUGGCUAAGGAAUAUCUCAGCUUUUCCUGUGGCUAUUUUUCGUAACACGAUUUUGUAGUGUAAAGAUGAGCAACCGAUUUUAAAGCAAAAUGCUCAUUUAGUAUUUGUAUAAGUAAGCAGGCUCGAGUGCCGAAAAAAUUUAUAUUGCCAGUCUUUUCUUGAAUGCCACGUCGAAGAACAGACACGAC
Liolophura sinensis is the source of this 954-nucleotide messenger RNA. RefSeq names its product bifunctional protein GlmU-like. Lineage: Eukaryota; Metazoa; Mollusca; Polyplacophora; Chitonida; Chitonidae. The coding region runs from base 75 to 500 and encodes 141 amino acids. The record is from RefSeq and is a predicted model, not a curated record. The transcript is spliced from 3 exons.